UGGAAUCACUCCACGAUGGUCAUUUACACGGGAAAGAGAGGCAAAGGGGUAGUUUAGUCCUUUUCCCCCAUCCCCAGCCGUCCAAACACAAAUUAUAACCUAAAGAUGGGCAUUAUUUGCCCAUCUUCUUCAAAUCAACUCACCUAAAAACCUUCCCCUUUACCUAAGAACAAAAUUCAACUCUUCUCCUCCAAGUAAUCUAGAAUUCAAGCCUUUCAAGUUCAAGAUUCUCAAAAAAAUUUCAAGAAUAGGACUUCAUUCUUCAAAUCAAGAACUCAUCCCCAAAGAUCAAGAAUUCUAAGAAACGGAUCAAGAUUUGGGUUUCAUCUUUCAAAUUUUAUAAUCUAAGGUAUUGGGACUACUCUAAAAACCUUGGGCAUAAGUUUAAAUGUUUUAUCAAGAUUAAAGACCCCCCAACUUAUUUGAUCAAAAUUUUACUUUUAGAGAGAGAAGGUUUGCCUUCUCUCUAACUGUUCAUCAACCAUGGAGCACAUCCAAAUCGAUCCCUCUGAUAAGGAACUACCAUAAGCCUAAAAAUCUCAGCCACUACUUUUAUAUCGGCACCCCAGAGAAAACGACUCAGCCAUGAACUACCUAAACGCAUUCUCCCAAACUGUUCCUGCCAGUGAUUCAACAAAAUCUCCGGGAACAACUUCUGAAUCAAUGGAGGUGGAUGUGCAUCUCGAUGAGAUGAUACUUAUUAAAAAUUCAACGGAUAACACCAUCAUCCUAACUGCGGAGGAAAAAAAUCGAAUCUAUCACCCAUGGUCAUACUCGGUAAUCAUUAAACUAACGAGGAGGAAGAUUAAUCACGCCCAUCUCAAAAAUAGACUUUCAGUGCUGUGGAAACCUAUGGAAAAAUCAAUCCUCAUUGAUCUAGGUAGUGAUUAUUUCAUAGUUAAAUUCCUCAAAGAGGAUAGUAUGCAAAUAGCCCUCCAAAAAGACCUAUGGUUCAUUAAUGGCGCCUUUCUAUCGGUUAGAAGAUGGCACCCAAAUUUCGUAGCAUCGAAAGCACAUAAAACUGUUUCAGUUAUAUGGAUACGCUUACCAGAACUUCCAACGGAAUACUAUGACCACUCAAUUCUAUCAAAAAUUAGUAGAAAAUUGGGGAAACUAGUUAAAACGUAUAUAUGUACAUCUGCAACGCUUCGAGGUCGAUAUGCUCGAAUAUGUAUUGAAGUUCCAUUGGGAGUCCCGGUCAAGACUCAUGUAUACAUUGGAAGUUUAAAAUAUACUAUAGUCUACGAAGGGGAUGACAUUCUGUGCACAAAUUGUGGAAUGAUAGGAUACACGCACGGGAUGUGUCACAAUCGGUGUGCAAUUCUCCCAACUACGCUUCCUGAGGAUACUGUAGAUACCACACCACAAACUCAGAAUACGCACAAUGAAUGCGGUAAAGAGGACUGGCUGGUGGUAAAAUUCAAAAAACGCACCAAUAAUAGCCAAUCUAAGGUGGCAUCAUGUUCCGUGGAUGAAGAUACCAGCUCAAAGAGACUUCUAUGCCAAAGGGAAAGGGUGUGACUUAUCAUCACCAUCCAUCUGAAGACAACACUAUCAGAGUCAAUAACACCAACACGGAAUCAUUGGGGUACCAACAGUUGGUAAUGCAGGUGGCCUGGCAGUUAUGUGGGAUGACUCUAUCCUGGAACUGGAUGAGAUUGCUACCACAGAUCAGGAAAUUCAUGUUAUUAUUAAGGUAAAGACACAAUGAUGUUACUUGGAUUUUUAGUUGUAUAUAUGCUAGUAUAUAUAUUCAUAAACGCAGGAACUUAUGGAAAAAUCUCAAGCAUAUCAAGGACAGUUUCCCAGGUAAGUGGCUAAUAGGAGGUAAUUUCUACGAGCUCCUAUCGAACUCAGAAAAGAAAGGUGGUAAGUUAAUAAAUAAAUCUCGAUCCGCUGAAUUUCAUCAAGUGAUAAACUACUGUGAAUUUAUAGAUAUGGGGUAUAAAGAUAGCCAAUAUACUUAGCUUAAUAAGAGGUUUAAUAAUCAUAAUGCGUUAAUACUUGAGAGACUGGAUCGGAUCCUAGUAUGAUUGGCUUGUUCAGUACCCUAAUGCCUGCGUAAUCCACCUCCCUCACACUCACUUUGACCACUGCCCACUACUUCUAACCUUAUUUCGGGAUGACCAUAAUCUUCGAAAGCGUAUGUUCAAGUUUGAAAAAAUGUGGACGACUCAUCCAGAGUUUAUAAACAUAGUUUCCCAGGUUUGGGAAAGCGACCCUCCAUUAGUUGAGGCGGUAGCUAGACUUGAAAAAGAAGCGUCUGCAUGGGCUUGCACUAACAUAGGGAAUAUUUUUAGAAAAAAAGAUAAGUUGCUCCGUAGGAUCUCAGGGAUUCAAAAAUACCCUAAUUAUUACCACAACAUGUUCCUCCAAAACCUAGAAAAGGAGCUUAUUAAUGAUUUUAAUGUCUUACUUAGGAUGGAAGAAGAUUACUGAAAACUCAAAUCUAGGAUAACCUGAUUGAAUGAGGGGGACGCAAACACAAAAUUUUUCCAUACCUCAACCCUCAUUAGAAGAACAAGGAAUAGGAUAGUCUCGCUAAACCUGGACAAUAAUUCGUGCAUCCACGACCAAGCGGACUUACUAAUCCAUACUCUUUCCUUCUUCCAAGAUCUGUUUAAAUCCAAUCACCACAAAUCCUUCCGCGUAGCAGUCCCGGUAGCAAAAAUUUAUCUUUCUGCGGCAGAUAAGUUAGAUUAGGGAGAAUGCCUUCCGAGAGAGAAGUCACUAAAGACGUCUUCUCUUUACUUGCUUUUAAAGCUCUGGGUCCCAAUGGGUUACACCCCUUCUUUUAUUAAAAAUAUUGGGAUAUUUUACGCAAUUCUAUUUUUUCUUUCUGUCGUAAAGUGUUUGAGGACGCAACCAUUGAUCCCAGUAUCAAUUCAACCCAUAUAUGUCUCAUUUCAAAUAACCCUGAUGCUCAAAGCCUCAAAAACUACCGCCCCAUCAGCCUCUGUAAUACCUCUUAUAAGAUCAUCACAAAAGUUAUUUCAAAAAGGCUAUGGACUAUUAUGGACAAAAUCAUAGGCUCGUGUUAGAUGAGCUUCCUUAAAAAUAGACAAGCAUCUGACAAUGCAAUCAUCAUCCAGGAAAUAAUCAGAAGCUUUAAUAAAAUGAAAGGGGAUAAGGGAAAUGUCAUUGAUUGACCUAGAAAAGGCCUUCAAUAAAAUAGAAUGGUCUUUUAUCAGACAUACUCUCCACUAUUUUAAUUUUCUUUUGAAUAUUAUAAACCUUAUCAUGUACUAGCUCUAUUAUGAUUUUAGUCAAUGGUACAAGAAUAAACUUUUUCAGUCCUUCUAGAGAAAUUCGUUAGAGAGAUCCCAUGUCCCUGUAUAUCUUCAUUCUUUGCAUGGAAGUUCUGGCACAUAACAUCAGCCAAGAGAUCAACAAUAAUAUGUGGGCCCCCAUAAAAAUUAGCAGGUCUGGGCCAAACCUAUCCUACUCGUUCUUUGCUGACGACAUAGUCCUAAUGUCUACAACUGAUAGGGAUAGUUGUAUUAAUGUUAAAAAUACUUUGCAAAAUUUUUGCACUUGGUCAGGACAAAGAAUCAACUAUGACAAAUCAAAAAUUCUUUUUUCCAAAAAUUGUGGUAACGACUUAAAAAAAAGAUAUCUCUGCCAUCCUUAAUAUCUCCACAUGUACUAACUUCAAAAAAUAUUUAGAAUUUCCUAUUCUUUCCACUAGAUCUUGUGCCCAGGACUUUCAGUUUGUCAUUGACAACCUCAGAAAGAAGCUAUCGGGUUGGAAGACAAAUUUCUUAAAUAUGAUCGGGCAAACUACAUUAGCGAAAACAUGCCUUAACAGUGUCCCUACCCACAUUAUGCAAUAUACUAAGCUUCCCCAAACAAUCUCCAAACAAAUAGACAAAAUUCAAAGGGCUUUUGUCUAGGGAUCAAAAGAUAACAAGAAAAAAAUGCAUCUUGUGUGGAUUGGGAUACAAUCACCAAGCCAAAAGAUAUAGGAGGUCUACGUAUACACAAAGCUAAGAUCAGAAAUCAAGCUUUCCAUGCAAAGUUGGCAUAGAGAAUCUUAAAUAAACCAAACUCCCUUUGGGCUUCCGUACUGUUGGCAAAGUACUCCAUCCUUGGAAGACCGGAUAACCUUCAAAACAGUCCUAAAAAUAACAGCAGUACCUAGAAGAACAUCAUCUCUAUUUGAAUUGUUCAAAUUGGGAACUUAGGAAUGGAAAAAAAAAUUGAGUUUGGAAGGAUUUGUGGUCCUCUUUUAAUGUUCCUCUAAGGAACUUAAUUCAUACAGCUUUGAACAAAAAGGAUGAAGAACAAACUGUGGACUCUUUGAUUAAUCAUGGGAAAUGACAUCUAAAUACUUUAAGUUACAACCUUCCCAAGAACAUAGCCGAAGUAAUCAUCGCUACCACCACAUGUAUCACAACCUUAACGACAAGAUGCGAUGUUUUCUCGUACCAGGGAAUCAUUUCUCAAUAGCUAUGGCUUAUCAUUACUUACUUCAAAAGACUUUUCGUGGUACUGACGCUAACUACAACUAUAAAUGGAUUUGGAAAUUGAAGUACCCUAAUAAAAUUAAGUUUUUUCUUUGGCUUUGCUUACAUAACAGACUUCCGACAAAAUAAUUCCUAAACCAAAUAGGUAUUGACAUUGACUCUAGAUAUAGCAUUUGUAAUAAGCCGAAAAUCGCUGACCAUAUUUUAAGAGAAUGCCCCUUGGCACUACAGUUAUGGCAUAUUAACAACCUCAGCAAGAUUAUAGAGCCUCUUAACGACCUCAAUCUUAAAAAAUGGUUCGAUAGAAUUAGGAAAAUGAGCAACAAACGCAUAUGAACCUACUUGACUUCGAGUGAUGUCUUUCCUUUUUAUCUAUGGAAUAUUUGGCUAACAAGAAAUGACAACUCCUUUAACAAUAGGGAAAAUCAUAUUCCUGUUAUCCUUUCCUAUAAUCACGCUCUAGAAUAUCAUAUGCUAGUUAUUAACCAAAGCUUUCCCAAAAAUUUGUGCUUGAAGUCUUGGGUC
This is a messenger RNA of Capsicum annuum, 4991 nucleotides long. RefSeq lists its product as uncharacterized. The coding region runs from base 586 to 1521 and encodes 311 amino acids. The record is from RefSeq and is a predicted model, not a curated record. The transcript has 2 exons. Lineage: Eukaryota; Viridiplantae; Streptophyta; Magnoliopsida; Solanales; Solanaceae.